UAAAGUGUUGACAGUCAGAUCCUGUAGACUUGUUUGUGGAGGAUUAAACACCAGAGAUGUAACUAUGGAGCACAAAGUAAAAGAAAUGUUUCACCUUUUUUUUCUGAGCUUUGUUUGUCUUGCUGUAGAAGCACAGAAACCAGAGUGCCUCAUUACUGCCCCAAAUAUAAUUCAUCUGGGUGUAGAGGAGACAGUGAGUGUUCAAGUGCACGGAGCCAACAAAGACGUCAACGUAGUUCUGUACUUCAAGGAUAUGAAAGACGUCAUAUCUGAGAGAAAAACUGUGACAUUAAAUGAAAGAAAUCAAUAUCAGGAUGUGGUGAGACUUAGGGUUGACCCCACACUUUACAGCAAUGACAAUAAAAAGAAAGACCCAUAUGUCCAACUUGUAGCUGAAAGUAGAGACCUGUUUGUUGGUUCCAAGAUGGCAAACAUCCUCCUGUCAACCAAAAAGGGUUAUAUUUUUAUCCAAACCGACAAACCCAUCUAUAAUCCAGGAGAACAAGCGAGGUAUCGGAUCUUUACUCUAGAUAACUACAUGCUUCCCAUUAAUGAUCUCAUCCAUGUUCAAAUAUUUAACAGCAAAGGUCUGCAAGUGCACAGUCAUAUUCUGAGAUCUGAACAGAUCCUGCAGAAAAGUGUCACUAUUCCAGAUGUGGAGCUGUCUGGUCACUGGAAGAUCACAGCCUACUUUAAUAACUACCCAAAGUUCAGCACUUCGGUCGAGUUUGAGGUUCGAGAGUAUGUUCUGCCCUCAUUUGAGGUAAAGAUUCAGGCACGAAAACCUUACCACACACUGAACAGCGCAAGUUUUGCCUUCAGUAUCUCUGCCAGGUACACCUAUGGGAAAGGUGUAAAUGGGGUAGCGUACGUACGAUUCGGACUGGUUGACAGUAAAGGAGAGAGAACAUAUCUACUAGGCACUGAGAAACAGAUCACAGUCGAGGACGGCAAUGCAGAUGUCAUCGUCUUCACCUCUGAAUUAACGAGUGCCGCAGCCAAUCAGAGCAAAGCACAAAUAGAGGGACUGAACCUCUACAUAGCUGCUACGGUCCUGGAAAAAGCAAGUGGAGAACUGGGGGAAGCUGAGAGUUCCUCGGUGAAGAUCGUGACCUCCCCAUACAUCAUUGAUUUGUCCAGAACUAAGCAGUAUUUCUCUCCUGGUGGCAUGUUCUCCAUUCUGGCUACUACAACCUUCCCAGAUGGUUCCAGAGUUCCUAACAUGAAAAUAAAAGCCACUGUGGCUACAAAUCUGGUUGAAACACUUCUGACUAGGACGAGCAGUGGGGACAGCAUGGGGAACAUCGUCAUCACCUUCCAAGUCCCAUCCCAGACAGAAGAAUUGAAUAUAAUUGUUCAGCCUGAUGAAAGUGAUGGAGAUAUCAUAAUAACUGAGGCAAAGUUGAAGUCCACUGCAAUAAAGGAUGAGGGGGGCAGUUACUUAAGUGUGGAGCUGCAGCAUCAGAUCCUCCAGCCUGGACAAAACCUGCAAGUUACAUUCAGAGACAUCACUCAAUCUGAUAAUGCAAGACCUUCACACAUCUACUACCUGAUUGUGAGUAAAGGCAGAACGCUGCAGGUAAACAGGGUGCAGAGAACCGAGCUGACCUCCAUAAACCUGCCGUUUGCUUCUGACAUGGUGCCCUCAUUUCGGCUGGUGGCCUACUACUACACCCAACAGGGCAAAAUAGUGGCCGACUCCGUGUGGGUGGACGUAAAAGAUGUGUGCAAAGGAAAGGUAGAAAUAAUUCCUUUCAAUGAGCUGAAACCUGCACAGUAUUUUGAUGUUUCAAUCAGGACGGAUGCCAGAACUAAAGUGGCUCUCAGUGCAGUGGAUUCAGCUGUGUACAUCCUCAGUACAAAGGAUAAACUCACCCCUCAAAAGAUGUUUGAGUACAUGAACUCGUAUGAUCUGGCAUGCUCCAUUGGUGGAGGAGAAAACUCCCAGUCUGUUCUGGAAGCCGCAGGACUUACGUUCAUCUGUACCUGCACAGAGAUGGCACCCAUAGUGACAGCGCAUAAAUGUUAUGAGCAGCGUGAUCGACACAAGAGAGACCUCAGUGCUCUCGUCAACAGCUAUAAGUUACCAGACAGGAAGUGCUGUGAGGAUGGAAGGAAGAUGGGUCUGACCUCAAAGUCAUGUAAAGACAGGUGGAGAUACACAGCACACAAGAGCCAAAGCUGUCGGGAAGCUUUCCUCAAGUGUUGUGAGGCUGCUACGACGUUCAGGAAGAAAGCUCUUCUGCAGAGAAGAAUAAGCGGCUUAGGAAGAACAAUCAACAGUGGAAAAGAGGUAGAUGAGAUUGAUGAGGCCUCUGUGUACCUCCGCAGUUUCUUUCCUCAGUCCUGGAUGUGGACGAUCUUAGAGGCAGAUGCUUCGGGCAACAUCAGGCAUAACAUAGUCACUCCUGACUCUGUAACCACAUGGGAGGUCCAAGCUGUUGCUAUUUCUUCAACACAAGGUUUUUGCAUAGCAGAGCCAGAGCCACUGAAAGUCUUCCAAGACUUUUUUAUAUCAGUGAAACUGCCAUACUCGGUGAAGAGGAACGAACAGCUCGAGGUGAAAGUGGUGGUUUACAACUACAAGCAGCAGAGUUUAAAGGUGACGGUGAAGAUGAAGAAGGUGGAAGGGCUGUGCAGUGCAGGUGGAGAAGAUGUGGUGCAGCAGGUCACAGUGGACGGUCAGUCUGCUGUGUCGGUGUAUUUCACCGUGGUGCCUCUGAUCAUCGGGAACAUCCCCAUCAACGUGCUGGCAUACGCCUCUCAGGGCAUCAGUGACAAGAUAAAGAAACAGCUCCGAGUGGUGGGAGAGGGUGAAAUAGUUUCCAUCUAUACAGAACAUAACAUCAAUGCACAGAAUAAGAAGCUGGAAUUUGACAUUCCAGCCCCAGAGGAUGAAAUGCUGGGAGAUGAUUCGAGAACAAUGAUGAGUUUUAAAGGCGGUGUGAUGGGGGAAUCGGUGAAUAACUGCCUAAAUCUUGAGGGGGUGAAUAAUUUGAUCCAGCUGCCUAAGGGCUGUGCCGAGCAGACCAUGGUUAAGAUGUCUCCCGCCAUUCACGCCAUGCGCUACCUGGAUGCCACCAACCAGUGGCUCGCACUGAAAGCAGAACGCAGAGAGGAGGCCGAAACGAUGAUCCAAGCUGGUUAUGACCGGGUUCUAACAUUCAAGAAGGAUGAUGGUUCGUACGGGACUUUCCGCCAUUCAAAAAGCAGCAUGUGGCUGACGGCCUUCAUUGCAAAGGAGCUGACAGAAUCAAGGGACAUUAUCAGAGUCAAUGACUUGUACAUUCUGCAGGCCUUGACCUACCUGAUAGCAAAACAGAAAGCCAGUGGAGCGUGGGACGACCCCAAUCCACUCCUUGACACUGGAAUGAAGGGUGGAGUUGGGAAAUCGACGGACGAUGUGCCCCUGACUGCAUUCAUUCUUAUAACUAUGAAACAUGCAAUAAAAGUGUAUGAACUGGGAACAGACACAGUAUUGAGAAUGGCUAUGGAGAAGGCCAGGUCGUAUCUGGUUUCGCGUUCAGCCACAUUGGAAAGCCCUUAUGCUACGGCCAUUACAGCAUACGCACUGUGUCUGCACAAUGCUCAAAGCCCCGACGCCCAGCAAGCUCACCGGAAGCUGAUCAACAUGUCAAAAUGUGAUAACGAACGCUGUUUCUGGGAUGUCAGAGAAAACAUGACAGACGUGGAGAAGAGAGCAGAUCCGCUCUCAGUGGAAGCCGCUGCGUACGGCCUGCUGUCGACCGUAGUUAUGGAAGAUAAACCGAAUGCUCUGCGGGUUGCGACCUGGCUCACCGAACAGCGCAAAUACGGCGGUGGAUUCCAGUCCACACAGGAUACAGUCGUAGCCCUGGAGGCUCUGUCCAAAUUUAGCAUACAAAACAGCGAGGUGGAGAACCUGGACCUGUCUGUGGAAAUCUGUGUAAACAACAAGGAUGUGAAGAGUCUACGUCUGAACAAUUACAACGCGCUGACGCAAACAGCAUUUGAAGUAAAAGAAGUGGGUAAAGUGGUUCUGAAUGUAAGGGGCCGAGGAAAAGGAACGUUAUCGAUUUUACAGACGUACAGAUCUCUGAAGAAUGACCUGUCCCACUGUGAUCAGUUUCACCUCAGUGUUAAAGUGGAUGGAGAGCUUGAAUACUUAUCCAGUGAUGAAGAUGAGGAGCAGCUGGAUGAUUACUAUAACUAUGACAGUGAUGAGAAGAGAGAUGAGGGCAUGAGCAGGAUGGACUGGUUUGAUUUGCGCACCCGCCGUAAGAGACAAGCUCCGGAAGAGCCCAAAAAAGAAAACAAACUUUUGUAUACAGUGUGUGUCGGGUUGAGAAAUGGAAACUCCAGUGGUAUGGUCUUGGUGGACAUCUCACUCCUGAGUGGACUCACACCAAACAUUCAGGAUCUGGAAGAUAAUGCAAAGGGCACAGAGAAAUACAUCGACCAUUAUGAGAUCCACAACAACAAAGUGUUUCUCUACUUCGAUAAGAUCACAGAGGAGGAACAGUGUGUCCGCUUCCGUGUAGAACAGAUCAUACCUAUCGGACUCAUCCAGCCAGCAGUUGCAGUUGUCUAUGACUAUUACAAUCCAGAGAGACGAUGUGCUGGGUUUUACACUGCACCAAAAAACAGCCCGAUGCUGACCAAACUGUGUGAAGCAGACGUGUGUACAUGUGCUGAGGGUGCCUGUCCACGCCUUAAAGUCACCUUCAGUAAAAAUAUGGAGAAAAACACCCGGAAAAAUUAUGCCUGCUUCGAACCCAUCGUCGAUUAUGUUUACACAGUCAGGAUCCUCAAAUCCAGCAAUGAUGGUGUGUUUAAAUCUUAUUCCGCAUUGACCACUCGAGUGCUUCAGACAGGUGAACAUGCUGAAAUCCAAGAAGGUUCAGUACUGGAAAUAAUCCAGCGCUUUUCAUGUGAUGAUGAUGUGGACGUGAAGGUUGAUGGAGAAUAUCUGAUAAUGGGGCAAGAUGAGAGCACCUUCCAGGCAGACCAUAAGAGACGCUUUAGAUACUUGCUGGACAGUAAGACGUGGAUCGAGGAGGUUCCACCAGAGAGAAAAUGCAAGUCCUCCAAGAGCAGGCCUGCUUGUCAGCUUCUCACAGACUUCAUGGAAGAUUAUGCACUAAACAAGUGCUCAGUGUAGAAGAACCCGGUCCAGAAUAAGUUUAUUCACACAGAAAGCAUUUAAAACACGACAGUGAGCUCAGUAAACCGUGUGCUUUUAUUAUCAGUGCAUAUGACCAAGACAAAAAUGGGUUUGUAAAACAGCACAAUCAAAACUUUAGUAGAAGUCUGAUAUGAUCUCAUGAUUGCUUCUCUGUUCCAGGUGUUUGGUAAUGUUAGAUAAGCAUGGAUUUGUUUCUUUAACGUUAUGAGAGUAGAAUUUCUAAACUGAACAGUUCCUAAAUGUACUUUAUACUACACAGAAUAACCUAACGAUCAUUGUGCUUUAACAUAAUACUAUCCGGACUAAACUCAGAUCUCUGCUUUAACCGUGACGUUACAUUUCUCUACUGAUAUAUGAUGUAUGAUACACAGAGAAGUGCUUUUCCAUCAAUGCACCACACAGUAGUUCUUUAAUGCUUUGGAUAUAAAAUGGAAUAUUAACUUCACUACAGUUUAACAUUUGGAUUUGUAGCCUGAGUAAAGAGGAUGUGAAACCGGUUCUUAUUACUAAUAAAAAUAUUCAAAUAAACUGAACAGCUUGAUCAUGAACAUGUAAUCCAUGUAAUCAUUUACAGAGUGAGGGCUCAUUUACACCAAACACAAUGUGAGUCAAAUCAAGAUUACAUGAGCGGGUUUAGCUGAGAAUUCAGUGGCACCUUUGCAUUCUCAGUUCUUUGUUUGUUUAUUAGGAUUUUAAUGUCACGUUUUACACUGUGGUUACAUUCAUGACAGAAACGGUAGUUACUCAUUACACAAGAUUCAUCGGUUCACAAGUUUAUAUCAAACACAGUCCUGGACAAUUUUGUAUCUCCAAUUCCUCACUUGCACAUCUUUGGACUGUGGGAGAAGAUCGGAGCUCCCUGAGGAAACUCCACACAGAAAGGACCCGGACCGCCCCACCUGGGGAUCGAACCCAGGACCUUCUUGCUGUCAGGUGACAGUGCUGCUACCACUUAGCCACCGUGCCACCCGCAUUGCCAGUUGAAUUUAGGAGCUGGCUGUAAAUGUAAACUGGUACCACACUGUCAUGCCAUAUUACCAAGGUUUACCCAUUAAAUGUAAUUUCUGUAUUUCUGUA
Molecule: messenger RNA, 6241 nt
Organism: Trichomycterus rosablanca
Lineage: Eukaryota; Metazoa; Chordata; Actinopteri; Siluriformes; Trichomycteridae
Gene: c4
Product: complement component 4
Exons: 41
Coding region: 65-5140 (1691 amino acids)
Biological process (GO): complement activation
Cellular component (GO): extracellular region
Molecular function (GO): protein binding; endopeptidase inhibitor activity
Source: RefSeq, a predicted model, not a curated record